UUGGCCCAGCUCGCAGGAUUUUUUUAACCUUAACCAUAAAAUGGCCGGAAUGUGGGAAGGAGAGGAGGGAAGCGAACGGUCGCUCGCCAAGGCCGGAGAAACGGAGAGCUCGGCGAUUACAAUACUCUAGCGAUUGAGUCGCAGAGGGCUUCGUAUACGAUUGAUUGUUCUUACUUGACCCCGGACCUUCGCACUAAAGGCAUCCAUCUCUCCUCUCAGCUGAUAUUCGAUUAUAUUUGCUUGUUUGAUGGGCUGCGUUUCGACAAAGCAUGCCAAACACACACCUGGAUAUGAAGAUCCCAAAGUCCUUGCUUCUGAGACAGCUUUUACCGUGAGUGAAGUAGAAGCAUUGUAUGAGCUAUUUAAAAAGUUGAGUUUUUUGAUAAUCAAAGAUGGCCUAAUACACAAGGAAGAAUUCCAGCUUGCACUGUUCAGGAACAGCAAGAAGCAAAAUCUCUUUGCAGACAGGGUAUUUGACUUGUUUGAUGUCAAACGCAACGGGGUUAUUGAAUUUGGAGAAUUUGUUAGAUCACUUAGCAUUUUUCACCCUGAUGCUCCACAAGAAGAUAAAAUUGCAUUUGCAUAUAGAUUGUAUGACUUGAGGCAGACAGGAUACAUUGAACGUUAUGAGUUGAAGGAGAUGGUGGUGGCUCUUUUGAAUGAAUCAGAUUUGUGUCUUUCAGAUGAAGUUGUUGAACAAAUUGUUGAUAAGACAUUUGAUGAGGCAGAUUCAAAAGGUGAUGGAAGAAUAGACCUUGAUGAAUGGAAGGACUUUGUUAAGAAAAAUCCGUCCUUGUUGCGGAACAUGACUCUUCCAUACUUAAAGGACAUAACCAUGGCAUUUCCCAGCUUUGUGAUGAAAUCUGAAGUCAAUGACGAAGACAUGUCAAUCUAAUAAAGAUGUGCACUGCCAUCAUAUUUGUUCACUCCAAAAUUGAUGAUGUCCCCUUGCUCUAUCCACACCUUGAAAGUGAUGCUUGUGCACUGGGGUGGGACGAUCGAUGCUGCUUCUCCAAAAGAUGAUGACGAUAACCAAUCUCAACCCUCAUGCUGCAGUGAUAUGCAAGACGUUUCCAGCGGCCAUAUGGUUUAUCGCAGAUCAAACAUGACAAUUCAGUUACUUGAGCUGCAAAUAAAUACUUGUAGAUUAUAUGCUAGUACCUACAGUAUCAUAAGAAUUAUCAAUGUCUAUUUCAACUUCAUGCACUGUGUACUUUUCAAUUGUGUAGUCCGUGAAAUAUGAGUUUGGUCUUGCAUAAUUCGAACUCACUCAAAAGAA
Phoenix dactylifera (date palm) is the source of this 1279-nucleotide messenger RNA. RefSeq names its product calcineurin B-like protein 7. The record is from RefSeq and is a predicted model, not a curated record. Gene Ontology annotation, molecular function: calcium ion binding; kinase binding. Lineage: Eukaryota; Viridiplantae; Streptophyta; Magnoliopsida; Arecales; Arecaceae. Gene Ontology annotation, biological process: calcium-mediated signaling.